AAUAUGGAGAGCAACUCAUUUCAACAUAUCUUUCUCAUAUUGUUAUUUCAACUUUUGUAUUUCACUUGCAUAAAUUAUCACUUUGUUUCCUCUGCUGGCACCUCUAGUGUAAGCACUUGCAUUGAAACAGAGAAGAAUGCACUACUAAAACUUAAAGAGCAUCUCACAGAUCCUUCAAGCAGGCUAUCUUCUUGGGUUGAUCAAGAAGAUUGUUGUCAAUGGCUUGGUGUAAGCUGUGACAAUAAGACCAGAAACGUCGUAAAGAUUGAUCUCAGGAACAAAUUUUCAAGUAACCAUGAAUUGGGAGGUGAGAUUAAUCCAUCUUUACUUGAGUUACAACACUUGAGAUACUUAGACUUGAGCAUGAACAAUUUUGGAGGAAUCCAAGUGCCUGAAUUCAUUGGUCAAAUCAAAGAAUUGAGGUAUCUCAAUCUUUCAGGGGCUUCUUUUUCUGGUUCAUUAUCUCCAUUUCUUGGGAACCUCUCAAAUUUGCGAGUUCUUGAUUUGAGUUUCUACUCGGAUCAGCCAGCUGAGAAAAACCUUGAGUGGAUGAAAGGACUUUCUUCUUUGGAACAUUUAAAUUUGGGAGGUUCAGAUCUUAGCAAAGCUACUAAUUCUUGGCUUCUAACAAUCAAUAAUCAUCUUCCUUCUCUCUUGGAGUUGCACUUGCCUCAAUGUCAACUUUUAAACCUUCCAUCUUCUCUUCCAUCCCUAAAUCUUACUUCCCUUUUGGUACUUGAUAUUUCCAACAAUGCUUUCAACUCAAGUAUUUUCCCUCGAUGGAUAUUCAAACUUAGUAACCUUGUCCAUCUUGACCUAAGCUCCAACAAUAUUCUUAGUGAACUGCCUGAUGAGUUUGCAAAGCUCACUUCCCUAGAAUAUCUUGAUCUAUCUUCCAACUAUGGUGCCAAUGGGACACUCAAAAGAAGCUUGGGGAAGCUAUGCAAUUUGAAGACUUUGAUCCUCUCCGACAACAACAUCACUGGAGACAUUACUGAUUUCAUCGAUGCCUUAUCAGAAUGCCAAAUCAACAGCUUGGAGACAUUGGACUUGAGUCACAAUGCAUUAACUGGGAAUCUUCCUGCUACAUUAGGCUACUUGAGGAAGCUAAAAGAUGUUCAACUGAGGUACAACUCACUGACAGGCACAAUACCUGAAACUAUAGGGCACUUAUCAUCCUUGGAGACGCUCUAUCUCACAUCAAACAAAAUGACUGGGAACCUCACCCCAAAUAUCGGGCAGCUCACGUCGCUGGUCUCAUUGGAUAUCUCUGAGAAUAUGUGGGAAGGUAUUGUCACAGAAGACCAUUUACUGAAUCUUUCUAACUUGCAAGAAUUUUUAAUUGGCGUGAAACUUGGUAGGAAUAUUACCUUGGCAUUUAACAUCAACCCAAGUUGGACUCCUCCAUUCAAGCUGACAUUCUUGACUAUCCAGUCAUGCCAAUUAGGCCCCAAAUUCCCACAUUGGGUGAAGGAUCAGAAUGAGCUCACUAGCAUAACAAUCAAUACCGCAGGGAUUUCCGAUGCUGUACCAGAUUGGUUUGUAGAGUUGGAUUUGAAGCUUGAUAAUCUUGACAUGGCUUACAAUAGCUUGACAGGGCAAGUUCCCAACAAAUUUCAGUUCAACAUUCAAGCCAAUGUGGAUUUAAGCACCAAUCGUUUCGAGGGACCUCUCCCAUUAUGGUCUUCUAAUGUUACAACAUUGUAUCUGAGGGAUAACUUGUUUUCAGGACCUAUUCCUCUCAAUAUAUGUGGAGUACUUCGUGAUUUAACAGACUUGGACAUCUCCAAGAACAAGCUAAAUGGCACCAUUCCCUUGUGCAUGGGUGAUAUGACUCUGUUGGUUACUUUAGUCCUCGAUAAUAACCAACUUAUCGGACAGUUUCCUGAUUUCUAG
Lycium barbarum (goji berry) is the source of this 1896-nucleotide messenger RNA. Its product is annotated as receptor-like protein EIX2. NCBI's taxonomy places the organism in Eukaryota, Viridiplantae, Streptophyta, Magnoliopsida, Solanales, Solanaceae. The record is from RefSeq and is a predicted model, not a curated record. The coding region runs from base 4 to 1896 and encodes 630 amino acids. The transcript has a single exon. Gene Ontology annotation, molecular function: protein binding.